Molecule: messenger RNA, 1080 nt
Organism: Guillardia theta CCMP2712
Lineage: Eukaryota; Cryptophyceae; Pyrenomonadales; Geminigeraceae
Exons: 1
Coding region: 1-1080 (359 amino acids)
Biological process (GO): lipid A biosynthetic process
Cellular component (GO): plasma membrane
Molecular function (GO): transferase activity
Source: RefSeq, a predicted model, not a curated record
AUGAGGAAGCAUCAGCAUCCUGAAGAUGAAUUCUUCUCCAAGGUUGAAUGCGUCCAGGCACCAGUCGAUCUCCCAUAUGCAGUGAAGCGAUUUCUAAGGCACUGGAAACCAUCCGCGUUAGUGAUCUUGGAAGCUGAUUUAUGGCCGAACAUGUUGUAUGAAUGCAAACAAAGAGGCAUCAGACUGAUCAUGGUGGAUGGGAGGAUAAGCCACAUGUCAGCUGCUCGAUGGAGCUUCUUCCUCUUCCGCCCUCUGAUCUCGUACAUGUUUCGAAUGUUCGAGACGAUCCUUUGUCAGAGCCAGCAGGACAGUGAGCGUAUGCGAGCUCUCGGAGCAGAGAGGCUGACGUGUCUCGGGAGCUUGAAGCUUGUCGCGCCCAUCUCAUCUGUCGUACAAUCAGAAGUCGAUGAGAUCCACAAACGCCUCUCGUAUCGGAUUGGCGACACCCGCAGGACAAGGAAGAUUUGGAUCGCUGCCAGUACGCACGAGGGAGAGGAGGAGGUUGCCAUAGAAGCGCAUCUAGAUGUCGCAUCGAAGCUGCAGUGCCCAGCUGAUGCCCAUGGCAAGGAGCUGAAGCCUCUGCUUGUCUUGGUUCCACGACAUCCUAUGCGCUGCGAUCAGAUUCUCACGGUGAUCCAAAAUCGAUUUCCCCAGCUGAAGUUGAGCUUGCAGAGCAAGGAUGGGAUGUCGAUGCUCCUGGAGGCUGAUCUUCACAUUGUCGACAUGCUGGGAGUCUUGAGGGUCUGGUACGCAGUCGCUCCCGUCGCUCUGGUGGGAGGUUCACUCGUCGAUGGUGUGGGGGGUCACAACGUGAUGGAGCCGGCCUUGCUAGGGUGCUUCCCGCUCCAUGGCCCUCACAAUCAGAACGGUCAGCAUGCGAUCGACGUCAUCGCAGGAUCGUCACCGCACUGCAUCAGGCAGGUGUCGGACAGCAGAGACUUGGCCGAAAGCAUCCGAGAGAUCUUGAAGCAAGACGAGAAAGUCCUUGCCGAGCUCAAAGACACCGUCAGGAGUGAAAUGAACAGCAUUGCUGCGAAGCAAGGAGCACGAAUAGUCGAAGCUUUAACACCCUACAUCUAA